Messenger RNA from Stegastes partitus (bicolor damselfish), 1723 nucleotides. Its product is annotated as ATP synthase subunit beta, mitochondrial-like. The transcript has 10 exons. The record is from RefSeq and is a predicted model, not a curated record. Gene Ontology annotation, cellular component: proton-transporting ATP synthase complex. Gene Ontology annotation, biological process: proton transmembrane transport; proton motive force-driven mitochondrial ATP synthesis. Lineage: Eukaryota; Metazoa; Chordata; Actinopteri; Pomacentridae. Gene Ontology annotation, molecular function: proton-transporting ATP synthase activity, rotational mechanism; ATP binding; ATP hydrolysis activity. The coding region runs from base 22 to 1578 and encodes 518 amino acids.
UCACCUUCAGCCAUCUUAGCCAUGUUGGGUGCUGUGGGACGCUGCUGCAGCGAAGCUGUGCAGGUUUUAAAGCCUGGAAUCAACUCUCUGAAGACACUCAGUGGGAGACAUGCGGCUCUUUAUACGAGCCGGGGUUAUGCCACCCCAGCUGCUCAGGCGGCACUGGCCAAUGGCCGCAUCGUGGCUGUGAUCGGUGCUGUGGUGGACGUCCAGUUCGAUGAAGGACUGCCUCCCAUUCUCAAUGCCCUGGAGGUGCUCGGCCGCGACAGCAGGCUGGUGCUGGAGGUGGCGCAGCACCUGGGUGAAAACACCGUUAGGACGAUUGCCAUGGAUGGUACAGAGGGUCUGGUCCGUGGUCAGAAGGUUCUGGACACUGGAGCCCCCAUCAGGAUUCCUGUCGGCCCUGAGACCCUGGGCAGGAUCAUGAAUGUCAUUGGAGAGCCCAUUGACGAGAGGGGUCCAAUUAGUACAAAACAGACUGCUCCUAUUCACGCUGAAGCCCCGGAGUUCACCGACAUGAGUGUGGAGCAGGAGAUCCUGGUGACUGGCAUCAAAGUGGUGGAUCUGCUGGCACCCUACGCCAAGGGUGGAAAGAUCGGUCUGUUUGGUGGUGCCGGUGUUGGCAAAACUGUGUUGAUUAUGGAGCUGAUCAACAACGUGGCCAAGGCUCAUGGUGGUUACUCCGUGUUCGCCGGGGUGGGGGAGAGAACCCGUGAGGGAAAUGACUUGUACCACGAGAUGAUCGAGUCUGGAGUCAUUAACCUGAAGGACACCACCUCAAAGGUGGCGCUGGUGUACGGUCAGAUGAACGAACCUCCAGGUGCUCGUGCCAGAGUUGCUCUGACUGGUCUGACUGUUGCUGAAUACUUCAGAGAUCAGGAGGGACAGGACGUGCUUCUGUUUAUCGACAACAUCUUUAGGUUCACCCAGGCUGGAUCAGAGGUGUCUGCCCUGUUGGGUCGUAUCCCCUCUGCUGUGGGUUAUCAGCCGACCUUGGCCACUGACAUGGGUACAAUGCAGGAGAGAAUCACUACCACCAAGAAGGGCUCCAUCACCUCAGUACAGGCUAUCUACGUGCCUGCUGAUGAUUUGACUGACCCUGCUCCUGCCACAACUUUCGCUCACUUGGAUGCAACAACUGUGCUGUCCCGUGCUAUUGCUGAGCUCGGUAUCUACCCGGCUGUGGAUCCUCUGGAUUCCACCUCCCGCAUCAUGGACCCCAACAUUGUUGGCUCUGAACACUACGAUGUUGCUCGUGGCGUGCAGAAGAUCCUUCAGGACUACAAGUCAUUGCAGGACAUCAUUGCUAUCCUAGGUAUGGAUGAAUUGUCUGAGGAAGACAAGCUGACUGUAGCUCGUGCUCGCAAGAUCCAGCGUUUCCUGUCUCAGCCCUUCCAGGUAGCAGAAGUCUUCACAGGCCACAUGGGCAAGUUGGUCCCUCUCAAGGAAACAAUCAAAGGCUUCCAGAGCAUCCUUGGAGGUGAAUAUGAUGCUUUGCCAGAGCAGGCCUUCUACAUGGUGGGUCCCAUUGAAGAAGUCGUCCAAAAGGCUGAGAAGCUGGCAGAGGAACAUUCUUAAAUCAUUUGUCUGUAGCCUUGGAAGGUUUUAUGAGAUAAACAUUUGUACAGUAUUACUUGUAUUUGAGGAACUUCUAACAUGUCUGAGUAUGCGUGUUGUGGUUCGAAGCCAAAGAUGAUAUUAAAAAUUACAUUGUGAUAUAUAA